Messenger RNA from Miscanthus lutarioriparius, 2274 nucleotides. Lineage: Eukaryota; Viridiplantae; Streptophyta; Magnoliopsida; Poales; Poaceae. The record is from the annotation of a GenBank genome assembly.
AUGACGGCGGUGGCGAACCUGUCGUCGCGGGCGCUGGAGCCGACGGUGAAGCCGCUGGCGGCGGCGUGCUACGAUAACAACCUGGUGAACUCGCAGGGCAUGUUCCUGGGCGACCAGCCGCUGCGCUUCUCCCUGCCGCUGCUCCUCGUCCAGGUCUCCGUCAUCCUUGUCCUCUCCGCGGCCGCCCACCUCGUGCUCCGCCGGCUCGGCCAGUCGCGCUUCGUCACCCACAUGCUCGUCGGCAUCUUCUUAGGCCCCACCGUGCUGGGCCGCAGCGCGUCCUUCCGCGACGUGCUCUUCUCCGAGCGCGGCACGUACAUCCUCGAGAGCGUGUCCCUGGUGGCGCUCAUCCUCUUCCUCUUCUCCAUGGGCGUCAAGACCGACCUCAGCCUCCUCCGCCGCCCCAGCGGCCGCGCCGUCGCCGUCGGCAUCAUGGGCGCCGUCGUCCCGCUCGCCGUCACCCUGCCCGUCUUCCACGCGCUCCAGCCCACGCUGCCCGAUGACCUACAGGGCUCCUCGCUCGUCACCGAGCUCGCUGUCCGCCUCUCUCUCUCCUCGUUCCCCGUCAUCGCCGACGCGCUCUCCGACCUCGACCUCCUCAACACCGACCUCGGCCGCAUCGCGCUCACGGCGUCGCUCAUCACCGACGUCACCUCCUGGUUCAUCCGAGCCUGCACCGCCGCGGGCUCCUUCGUGGUGGUGGUCAUCGCCGCGCUGCUGUCGGCGCUGGUGACGGACGCCAUCGGGUUCAAGUACAUGAUCGGGCCCAUGAUGCUGGGGCUGGCGCUCCCCGGCGGCAUGCCCAUCGGCGCCACCAUGACGGAGCGCCUCGACUCCUUCUUCAUCGCGCUCUUCCUGCCCGUCUACAUGGCGCUCUCCGGCUACCGAAACGACCUCGCCGAGUUCACCAAGUCCGAGGCGUCGAAGUGGGGCGCGCUGGAGCUGUUCGUGGCGCUCUGCGUCUCCGGCAAGCUCGUCGGCUGCGUCGCCGCGGGGCUCUUCUUCACCAUGCCGUUCCGGGACGCCAUCGUGCUGGCGCUCAUGCUCAACAUCCGGGGCAUCGUGGAGGUGGCCGCCAUCAACAACUGGGGCGACACCAUGAAGGCCACGGCGGAGCACUACUCGACGCUCACCAUGUCCAUGGUGCUCAUCACCGCCGUGUCCACGCCGCUGAUCAAGCUGCUGUACGACCCGUCGGGGCAGUUCGCGCGGGCGAAGCGGCGGUCGCUGGAGCACGCGCGGCUGAGCGCCGACCUCCGCGUGCUCACCUGCCUCUACAGCGAGGACCACGCGGCGCCGCUGAUCGACCUGCUGGAGGCGUCGGGUUCCUCCCGCGACUCGCCCAUGUCGCUCAUCGUGCUCCACCUCACGGAGCUCGUCGGCCGCGCCGCGUCCGUGCUGAAGCCCCACCGGAAGAGCACGAGGUCGUCCAACAGCGGCGGCAACCCGACGCCGUCGGACCGCAUCGUGAACGCGUUCCGGUACUUCGAGCAGCAGGCGGCCCCGGGGGCGGUGACGGUGAGCCCGUACGUGGCGCAGGCGCCCUUCAGCUCGAUGCACCGCGACGUGUGCUCGCUGGCGCACAGCCGGAAGGCCAACCUCAUCCUGCUCCCCUUCCACAAGUCCUCCGACGGCGCGCGGAGCACGGCGAACAACGCCAUCCGCUCCAUCAACCGUAGCGUGCUGCAGUACGCGCCCUGCUCCGUCGCCAUCCUCGUGGACCACGGCCUCGCGUCCGGGUCGGCGUGCGCCACCGCCGCCAACAGCCUGCUCCAGCGGGCGGCGCUCUACUUCGUGGGCGGCGCCGACGACCGCGAAGCGCUGGCGUACGCGGCGCGGAUGCCGGAGGCCGGGACCAUGUCGCUGACGGUGGUGCGGUUCAAGCUCCGGAACUGGGUCGGGAUGGGCGGGCAAGACGAGGCGCGGGACGAGGAGCUGCUGCAGGAGUUCUGGGCUAGGCACAGGGACAACGAGCGGGUGGUGUACGUGGAGAAGACGGUGGAGGACGCGGAGGGCACCGCGUCGGUGGUGCGCGCCAUGAGCGAGAAGUUCGACCUGCUCAUCGUGGGGCGGCGUGGCGGGGAGGGCGAAGGUGACCCGGAGGGGUCGACGGCGCUCACCAGCGGGCUGUCGGAGUGGAGCGAGUUCCCGGAGCUGGGUGUGCUGGGGGACAUGCUCGCCUCCGCGGAGUUCGCGUCCAAGGUCUCCAUCCUCGUCAUCCAGCAGCAGCCGCCCAAGAAAACCGUCGCCGCCGGAACCUCCGUCAAUGAUUAG